Grammomys surdaster is the source of this 981-nucleotide messenger RNA. Its product is annotated as rhox homeobox family member 1-like. Bases 205 to 801 code for a protein of 198 amino acids. NCBI's taxonomy places the organism in Eukaryota, Metazoa, Chordata, Mammalia, Rodentia, Muridae. The transcript is spliced from 5 exons. Gene Ontology annotation, molecular function: DNA binding. The record is from RefSeq and is a predicted model, not a curated record.
GGAGUCAAUGUGGAGCACUAGACCAAGAGGUAAUUCUACAAACUUUUUCUUCAAGGGCUCCAGAGUUACUGGGAGGUAUUUUCUUACUCCCCUCAAUUCGGCUCCUAUAGUUGACCACCAUUCCUUCCCUAGGAAGAUAAUUCACCAAGCAACAGGUGAUGCGCAUGAAGCCAGAACAUUACAUCUAUAACUGAACACGUAGUAAUGUGGAACGAACUGGAAGAAAUCUCUUCCAGGUCAAGGGUCACCGCUCUGUUCUAUUACCGGAAAUACAUCGGAAUUACCAGAGGUUCCAGUUCAGUCUACAGAUGUAAACCUAAAAUGGACAGCUCCCAAGGUAUGAAGGUUUUGCCGGCUGAAGAGGAAAGAAAUGAGGAAGAUAUAGGACAGGACGAGCUGGCAUUGGGAGCCACAGCAGCACAAGGGAGAGGAGAAAACGAAUUAAAUGAAGAGGGUCCCGCCGCUGCUGGCGCCGCAGGCCUUGUAGAUGAAGACAUGAACAAGGAAGAUGGUGGCGCCAACGGAGGCCAGAAUAAUGAACAGCAACUGAAGGAGCCGGUUCCUGAGGGCGCUGAGGGCGAGAGUGUACAGCCUGUGCCAAGGCAGGUGCCACGACGUCGAUUGCGCCAUAGAUUCACCCAGUGGCAGCUGGAAGAACUGGAGAGCAUUUUCCAGAGCAAUUGUUUACUCAGCGUAGAAGCAAGAAAACAACUGGCCAGAUGGAUGGGUGUGACUGAAGCCAUAGUGAAGAGAUGGUUUUGGAAGAGGAGAGAACAAUACAGUCGCUAUAAGAGGCUGUGAGGUCUCAGAAGUUCUCCUCCUUUCCAGAACAUCUUUCCCUGAAGUCUGUGGAGGAGCCCUGGAGUGUCACUCUAGCCCAGGCACCAGAUAGAGAUGAAAAUUUUUUUCUGCUACUAACAAUAUGUUAUUGUACUUUUGUCUCCGAAGCACUUGUGUUUCAAUAACAAUAUGAAUUUUCAA